GCGAACAUAGCUGUCUGUGGAAGCUACUGGGUUUAAAUCGGCAGCACAUUUGUUUUAAUCCUCCUCGGUGCUGUUGAUGUGCAUGUUUUAAUGAUACACGGGGCAUUGCGAGGACUAGUGGAUACGUUUUAAGUGGACCGCUGCUGAAAACUUGAGGGAUUUUUGGAGAGUGCAGGGCAGAUGGAGGAUCCUCCUGCAGAUUCUGGCGGUGGUGGCGGCGGUGCAGCAGCGGAGGGCCCCGCGAUGCAGGUGGCGGAGAUCUGCUGGCCGACCGCGGCUCUCCCUCUACGGCUUCUCGAGUGGAAAGUCAAACCCGGGUCUCUUGUUAACGUGGACUCCGUGCUAGCACUGUGUGCACCCAUAACUCAGGAGAAGGGGGCAGAGGCUGCCAGGCUGCCAGAGAAGAAGGUGAAAUCGGACCGUGCUGGAGUAGUCAAGGAGCUAUGCUGUCAACUUGGACAAGUCAUACCUCCCGGAGGUGUUGUCGUCAGAAUAGAAGAAUGCAGCCAUCCAAUUGUAAUGAAGGGUUUAUGUGCUGAAUGUGGCCAGGAUCUGACACAACUGCAGAGCACGAAUGGGAACCAGCAAACUCCCAUCUCCACAGCAACCGUCUCCAUGGUGCACAGUGUCCCUGAGCUGAUGGUCAGCUCAGAGCAAGCAGAGCAGCUGGGAAGAGAAGACCAGCAGAGGCUCCACCGGAACAAAAAGCUGGUCCUGAUGGUGGAUCUGGACCAGACACUGAUCCACACCACUGAACAGCACUGCCAGCGUAUGUCCAAUAAGGGCAUUUUCCACUUCCAGCUCGGGCGAGGAGAGCCUAUGCUCCACACACGACUACGCCCACACUGCAAGGAAUUCCUGGAGAAAAUUGCCAAGCUCUAUGAGUUACAUGUCUUCACAUUUGGGAGCCGCCUAUAUGCACACACCAUUGCUGGCUUUCUGGAUCCUGAAAAGAAGCUUUUCUCUCAUCGGAUCCUUUCUAGAGACGAAUGCAUUGACCCUUUCUCCAAGACUGGCAAUCUUAGGAAUCUUUUCCCCUGCGGUGACUCGAUGGUCUGCAUAAUCGAUGACCGAGAGGACGUGUGGAAGUUUGCACCCAACCUCAUCACUGUGAAGAAAUACACCUACUUCCAGGGCACAGGGGACAUCAACGCCCCCCCUGGAUCACGGGAAGCUCAGAUAGCAAAGAAAGGUGGCUCAUCAAGUCGAUCUGCAGAGAGCACAGAGUCAGUCGGGACACUUGGUGUCGAUGAGCAAAAUAAUGGCCCCAGGAAAAGAACGAAAGACCUCAACAUUUCUGGAAAGGAAGAGUCCACAGCACCUCAGGCUUCUCAGGGAGUACCAACAAACAAACGGACACAUCCCACAGGGCUCGUGGAGGAUGAAUCGGGACAAAGUAAAGAGUCAGAGACCGGGGCGGAGUCUGGGGCGGGGUCAAAGGAAACUCAGGUGGGCGACAGAACAAAUGUUAAGGAAGAUGACAGCAACAGCACAGUGGCGACACGCGAGGCACAAGACAGUGCAAACUCGUCAGCACCAAGCCAUGAAUGCAAUAACUUGGACUUUGACCUUUCCAGUGACAGUGACAAUGACUCCAUCACAGAAAAGCCUCCCUCAUCAGAGAGUGACAGUGAAGGCAAGUCUUGCCAGGCAAAGAAAUCUGCACAGGAGGGUGUCAGGCAAGAGCCUGGCGAUGAGGAUGGGGCAAGGGAAGGGGACAGUAAAGGUCGAAGUGACGGAGAAACCAGCACUGAUGCAGCAGAACCUUCAGGAGUUCUUCUCCCAGACCCCGAGCUGGGUAACGGCUGCUCAGAUAGGAGAGAGCCAGAAACAGAGUCCCAGAAUAGUGAACAAUCUGGGGUCACCAUGGGAGAGGAACUGCUGGACCAGAGUAUGGAGGAUGAGGAGGAAGAGGAAGAAGAAGCUGAUAAUGACCAGGAUGAUCACCUGAUCUACCUGGAGGAAGUGCUGGAAAGGAUCCACGCCGAGUACUACGCACGCUACGAGGUUUACCUGAAGAAGGGGGCCUCUGAAAUGCCGGACAUUCGCAAGAUUGUCCCGGAGCUGAAAAGCAAGACACUGGAGGGCACGACGAUAGUGUUCAGUGGCCUGUACCCGACCAACUACCCCAUGGAGAGGACUCGCGAGUCCUACCAUGCCAAAGCACUGGGGGCCAAGAUUGGCAAGAGUCUGCUUCUCAGCUUUCAAGAUCCCAGUCGGACAACACAUCUAAUCGCAGCAAGAGCAGGCACCGAGAAGGUUCGUCAGGCACAAGGCUGUAAGCACCUCCAUGUUGUCAACCCCGACUGGCUGUGGAGCUGUCUGGAGCGCUGGGAGAGGGUGGAGGAGCAGCUGUACCCGCUGAAGGAGGACUACUCCAAGACGCCGAGGAGCAACAGUCCAGCAGCAUUCCUUGACAAUCUGGGUUCCCUGCAGAAGCCUGCUUUCCACCCAGCUGCCAUCCACCACAGACCUCCACCUCCAGCCCCUGAGGUUCGGACCUACGACCCCGUCACGGGCAAGCUGAUCCGCAGGGGCCCUCAGGUGUCACGGCCACCACCCUACCUGCAGGCGUCAGGCUCUUUGUUGCUCUCUGACCAGAGAGAGGAGUCUUGUCUCAGGGGAACUUCAAAGAGUCAGCAAGAUGACGCGUCAGGGUCCAGCCAAGACGACGAGCAGCCGGGGCCGUCUCGACGGAAGCGGCAGCCGAGCAUGUCAGAGACUAUGCCUCUGUACACGCUUUGCAAGGAGGAUCUAGAGAGCAUGGACAGAGAGGUCGACGACAUUUUAGGUGAGGAGAGUGACAAUGAAAGUGAAGGCAGAGGGAAGGAGAAGCCAGGUAAUGAGGAGGUGGAGGAUGAAGAGGAGGAGGAGGAGCAGCAGCAGCAGCAGCAGCAGUCAGGAGCUGGACAGACAGCAGGAGGAGGGCCUGGUCCUCAGGCGCUGGCUGUGGAGGAGAGGAUCCAGACACCAUCUACUGAAGCCAGUCUGCCGAGUAGUGUGUCAAGGGGCCACAAACGUAAGCUCGACGAAGCCAAGGAAGAGGAGGAGGACGAGAAGAAGGAGGAGGCGGAGGAAUCCGCAGACGAGUCUUCGAAAGACUCCAACGAGGAAGAAGGCGGCAGCAGCUCAGAGGCGGACGAGAUGGCGGCUGCCUUGGAGGCGGAGCUCAAUGACUUUAUGUGACGCGACAAACGAAGGGACUCAGUCGCAGGAAAAGGACAACAAAAAAAAAAAAAAUCAGCCGAGACGCCCCCACAA
Messenger RNA from Chelmon rostratus (copperband butterflyfish), 3261 nucleotides. It is a transcript of the gene ctdp1, whose product is annotated as CTD (carboxy-terminal domain, RNA polymerase II, polypeptide A) phosphatase, subunit 1. Gene Ontology annotation, cellular component: nucleus. NCBI's taxonomy places the organism in Eukaryota, Metazoa, Chordata, Actinopteri, Chaetodontiformes, Chaetodontidae. The record is from RefSeq and is a predicted model, not a curated record. The transcript has 13 exons. The coding region runs from base 181 to 3186 and encodes 1001 amino acids. Gene Ontology annotation, molecular function: RNA polymerase II CTD heptapeptide repeat phosphatase activity.